Molecule: messenger RNA, 411 nt
Organism: Spodoptera frugiperda (fall armyworm)
Lineage: Eukaryota; Metazoa; Arthropoda; Insecta; Lepidoptera; Noctuidae
Product: von Hippel-Lindau disease tumor suppressor-like
Exons: 1
Coding region: 1-411 (136 amino acids)
Source: RefSeq, a predicted model, not a curated record
AUGCCCUACGAACAGUUUGUAUACGAAGUUAAUUGCAAGGGAGAAAAUGUUCUCGUGAAAUCAUUAAACUCCGAUACUCCGGUGACUGUCCGCUUCACGAACCAGACGUCGCGGCCGGUGAACGUGUGGUGGCGCAACUUCGAGGGGAGGCAAGUGUUCUACGGCCGGAUUGAACCGGGCGCGAGUCUCGACCAAGGCACGUUCCUGACACACCCUUGGCAGUUCACGGAUGCGUGCACCGAGCAGUACUAUGUGAUCAACAACAAGGCUGUAUUCAGGCCGCCGCCGGAGCUGGCGUGCCAGACAGCGAACUUUAACAUCACUCAGCCCUCGUGUUGUGCUCACACUUGCUUUUCCUUUUGUCAUGAUGCUCCGCAAUCUGUCUAUCCCGUCUAUCAAAAGAUGUGUUAG